ACCAGGAACCCCAUUAGGGCGUGGUAGUCUGUUUCGUCUCAAUCUCAAACCAAUUUUUAUUUUUUUUCAAGUUAAAAGAAAAACCCGUCUAUCUGAUCUCCGAUAUUAUUAUUAUAGAUAUUUUCUAUAUUUUUCAGAUACAAGAAGCCAUGACCAGCAGCUCGGCCGGCUCUCGCAAGGCACUAAGUAAGAUUGCUUGCAAUCGCCUUCAGAAAGAGCUUGUAGAAUGGCAGGUCAACCCUCCUUCUGGUUUCAAACACAAAGUCACUGAUAAUCUGCAGAGGUGGGUUAUUGAAGUGAAUGGAGCUCAAGGAACUCUUUAUGCAAAUGAAACUUACCAACUUCAGGUUGAUUUUCCUGAGCAUUACCCUAUGGAAGCCCCUCAGGUUAUUUUUCUACAUCCAGCUCCACUUCAUCCUCAUAUUUACAGCAAUGGUCAUAUUUGUUUAGAUAUCCUGUAUGAUUCAUGGUCUCCAGCCAUGACUGUUAGCUCAAUUUGUAUCAGCAUUCUCUCCAUGCUAUCAAGCUCAACCGAGAAGCAACGUCCCGAAGAUAAUGACCGUUAUGUUAAGAACUGCAGAAACGGCCGAUCUCCCAAGGAGACCAGAUGGUGGUUCCAUGAUGACAAAGUGUGAUCAGCAAGCAUCCUUCUCACCCUGGUAGUGUUAUAGAGUAGCUCAGUUCCCUUUCGAAAGGAUAAUGAAAGUGAAAGAAAAAAGAAGCAUUCCAAGAAUGCUAUCUAGACUGCAUGCUAAAUAACUCCUGUAAAUGGCAGUCUGGUAUUUGUAAAGGAAGAGUAACUAUUUUGUGUUUUUAGAACUGUGCAAGGUAAAAACUUGCUCAAGUAUUUGUGGCAACCCUGGUGAGAGCUGCUCGGUGCAUUCUUAGACCAAAGUCUUUCUAACAUUAUGUAAUUAAUCUCAUGGCGGAAGUCUCUGCUUAUGAUUUGGCAGUAUGUUUGACGGAUUAUUCCUAAUUUCAGUACUGUUUAUUCUAACAA
Mangifera indica (mango) is the source of this 1000-nucleotide messenger RNA. Its product is annotated as probable ubiquitin-conjugating enzyme E2 16. Bases 150 to 635 code for a protein of 161 amino acids. The transcript has 6 exons. Lineage: Eukaryota; Viridiplantae; Streptophyta; Magnoliopsida; Sapindales; Anacardiaceae. The record is from RefSeq and is a predicted model, not a curated record.